Messenger RNA from Papilio polytes (common Mormon), 1494 nucleotides. RefSeq names its product gamma-aminobutyric acid receptor subunit beta-like. The coding region runs from base 1 to 1494 and encodes 497 amino acids. Gene Ontology annotation, biological process: regulation of membrane potential; chemical synaptic transmission; chloride transmembrane transport. Gene Ontology annotation, cellular component: synapse; membrane; neuron projection. Lineage: Eukaryota; Metazoa; Arthropoda; Insecta; Lepidoptera; Papilionidae. The record is from RefSeq and is a predicted model, not a curated record. Gene Ontology annotation, molecular function: extracellular ligand-gated monoatomic ion channel activity; neurotransmitter receptor activity; GABA-A receptor activity. The transcript has 10 exons.
AUGCACGCGGCUCGAUCUCGCGGCGUGCACACGAUCCCCCUCGUCCUAGCUCUCGCCAUAGCUUGGUUGCCUCAUGCCGACCACGCUGCGGGAGCUGGCGGAGGGGGAAUGUUUGGAGAUGUCAAUAUAUCAGCGAUUCUAGAUUCUCUCAGUGUCAGCUAUGACAAGAGAGUGAGACCCAAUUAUGGAGGACCGCCAGUGGAUGUGGGAGUCACCAUGUACGUGCUUUCCAUCAGCUCCUUGUCUGAAGUUAAAAUGGAUUUCACCUUGGACUUCUAUUUCCGUCAAUUUUGGACCGACCCGAGGCUGGCUUAUAAGAAGAGACCCGGAGUUGAGACGCUUUCCGUUGGAUCGGAGUUUAUACGAAACAUUUGGGUUCCGGAUACUUUCUUCGUGAACGAGAAACAAUCUUACUUCCAUAUUGCAACUACUAGCAACGAAUUCAUUCGCAUUCACCAUUCUGGAUCUAUCACGCGAAGUAUAAGACUGACUAUCACCGCUUCAUGCCCCAUGGAUUUGCAAUAUUUCCCUAUGGAUCGCCAGUUAUGCAACAUUGAGAUUGAAAGUUUCGGCUACACCAUGCGGGACAUCCGAUAUAAGUGGAACGAGGGGCCCAACUCAGUGGGUGUGUCGAGCGAAGUGUCACUACCGCAGUUCAAGGUGCUCGGUCAUCGGCAGCGAGCAAUGGAAAUCUCCCUUACCACAGGAAACUAUUCGCGUUUGGCUUGCGAGAUUCAAUUUGUUCGUUCCAUGGGAUACUAUUUGAUUCAAAUUUACAUUCCGUCUGGCCUUAUCGUCAUUAUAUCCUGGGUGUCGUUCUGGCUGAACCGGAAUGCUACUCCGGCUCGUGUUUCUCUCGGUGUUACCACCGUCUUGACUAUGACUACGCUGAUGUCUUCUACGAACGCUGCUCUACCUAAGAUCUCGUACGUCAAAUCUAUUGACGUAUACCUUGGAACCUGUUUCGUCAUGGUCUUCGCCAGUCUUCUAGAGUACGCCACUGUCGGCUACAUGGCUAAGAGGAUACAGAUGAGGAAGCAACGAUUUACUGCUGUUCAGAAGAUAGCAUCCGAAAAGAAGAUUGGAGUAGACGGUCCCCCUGCACCACCUGAGCCCCUACCACCGCCGAGGACGAGCACUCUAAACCGCCCGCUGCCCCCAAGUCGCUCUUCGGAAGUCCGGUUCAAGGUGCACGACCCCAAGGCGUAUUCUAAAGGAGGUACUCUGGAAAGCACCAUCAACGGCGCUCGCGGCCCCGCUCCGAUUCCACCACCACCGCAACCUGAAGAAGAACCUGUUCCACCUCCGCAUCUGGUGCACGCUUCAAAGGGUAUCAACAAACUACUGGGCACCACGCCAUCGGAUAUCGACAAGUACUCUCGCAUCGUGUUCCCCGUUUGCUUCGUAUGCUUUAAUCUCAUGUACUGGAUAAUUUACCUGCACGUUUCCGAUGUAGUGGCUGACGACUUGGUAUUACUCGGCGAAGAAAACUAA